AUGGCGGAUUCGUUGCAGUCACAGAAGGUGAGUUUUUAAUUUGUUGAUAUUAACAUCUGUUGAUUUAUCCAUCGUUUAAUAUAUUUGAGUAUUUUUCUAUAAAUUAGAUUGCAUUCUUAAAAGUUGUUUUUAUAUGUAUUAUAUUCCGUAAUUUAUUUAAAUUUAUGUAGAAAAUUUAAUUUACAUAUUUUCAUUGAAAAAUUUUCAUUUUUUUUUCCAACCUCAGAAUUUUGAAAAAAUUUUCAUUUUUUUUUUCCAACCUCGGAAUUUUGAAACAAUUUUCAUUUUUUUUUCCAACCUCGGCAUUUUGAAAAAAAUUUCAUUUUUUUUUCCAACCUCGGAAUUUUGAAAAAAUUUUCCUUCUUUUUUCCAACCUCGGAAUUUUGAAAAAAUUUUCGUGUUUCCACACAAUUUCUCGUUUUACCAAUUUCCACUCGUGUUGAUAUUUAACAAUUAUUCACCGAAGGCGAGGUGAUUAUCGGUGAAUAAAAACCGAGACGAAGUCGAGGUUUUUAUUCACGAUAAUCACCGAGCCUGAGGUGAAUAAUUGUUUUAGUAUAAUUUCAUAGGUGAUUAUUUGGAAAAAGUAAAAAAAAUGCACAUUUCUUCGUCUUUUAAUUGACAAAACGGCUUCACCGCCAUUUUGAAAAUCGCUUAGGUGAUUAUCGCGUAAUAAUCACCUCAACGGUAACCAAUCAGCGUGGAGAAUUUUCAAUAAUCACCUAUGUAAUUAUACUAAAACUGUAUAUCAACACGGAAAAUGUUUUAUAUUUGUUAAAUAAUAAACUAUAUAAAAUAAACGUAUAAACGUAAGCGCCUGCGGUACAUUUAUGGAGUAUACCGCUUUAUAUUCAAAAUGGCUGCAAAACAGUUAUUUUUAAUAAAAAGUUAAAAAUAUUUUAUAUCGCUUUGAAUACAGAAUCAAUACAAACAGUUAUCGCUGGUAGACACUGUUUAUAUAUGUAAAGGUUAGUGACAAAUUCAAACCCGGCGUGCUCCCUUGAUGUGUAUUGUCUAUUGAUAAUUUUACUAAAGUUUGUAUUAAACGUUCCCCGGUACCGGGCAUUUAACAAAUACUUUUCCACCUGUAGCGGGGGAACAGGGGCGGAUCUAGGGGUCGUCAAACCAGUCACGCGACUAACGUAAAAAUUGCAAACUUAAUUAAAGUCUUAAAUAUUCGACCAAUAGUCCAGUUAUUUUUUAUCAUGCAGCGACACCUUAUAAUACUCCAGUAUCUAUUAUCAUGCAGCGCUAGCAAUUAACAUUCCAAUUGAACUGUAGUCCAGUGAUCAAAUUUCAUACAGUGGUUGAGCCGACGAGCUUAGUCAAGUCAAUGAGCAGCUGACAUACGCAAAAAAAAGUCAAAAUCCAGUGUUCUGAUUGGUCUAGACGCUUAUUGCCAUGGAAACAAGCGAUUUUUGCGAUUUUGACUGAUCUGUGGGGAGUUCUGACUGAUUUACAAAAGUCAGGGACGCCCCAUUAGUCGGAAUAUCAUUAAUAUUUGACGCGUGGUAAAUUCUUUCCGAGCGCGCGCUCAUUCGAAGUGUCAUGUUGGAGCUUUGUCGAAAGAUUCAAUUUAAAGAUAUCUACGGAAAAUUCGGAAAUGUCUACUGCUCAUUGGUUUGUAGUAUUUACGAAACGGUUCAAUCCGCAUUUGCGGUGAAUGAUUUAGCUGUCUUACAAGACUGUUGCGCUGAUCUUGGGAGGAAAAUCAACACUAAAUAUCGGAGAGUUCCAUUCAGUGAGCAGUUGCUAAGCGGCGUAAGCGCCACGAAUAGCACGAACUACAGUUUGACUGUUUGAGUAGAAGUAUUGGCGCCGAGAUCUUUAUUCUGAAGUGCAAUAAGGUAAAUUUAAUGUGAUAUGUAAAUUUUAUUUCGUUUUAGACAGCAUAACAAUAUUUAUAAGCGAACAAGAUGCACGCCAUGCAUAUAUAAAAUUGUAACUUGAAUACGCGUAUCUUGAUUUAGAUUUAGCUACGAAUUUUGAUUUACACAACAAAUUUGCAUAUUUGUAAUUCUGCGGUUGAAGGACCGUCAGAACUCAGAAGGCUAUUAAUAUGGAGGAUAACCUGGCUAUAUAAACGCAUUAAUGCAGUAUACAUAGGAUAUAAAGGUCAGGUUUUAUCGAUGAAUGUUAAGACUUUAGGCUAUUAAUAUUGAUAUAUGUUUGUUUGAGUAAUAUGACACUGUAGUGAUUACUAGUCAAGUGAUCAAUGAUUCAACAAGGCUAUUAGGCAACAAAAAUUAGUGUAGUACUAUCAUGAGAUAGUUAAACAUAAUACUAGCAAUGGCCGUAAUUUGAUAAAAUGAAACAUCUUCCACAAUUAUCACAUUUCUGCAAGUACUUCUCCUUUACUUUCCCUAAGGAGCGAGUUGUGAGAGUCAGUCAGACUGAUAGUUGCUAUAAUUAUCUCCCAUUUCAUGAAGUUAAUUUUUUGUUGAAGCUUCCUUUAAAGUGAUGCAAAUUGCGUUUCUGAGGUUUAAAAAUAUAAAAAUUCCUGGGGGACAACCCCCCCCCCCUAGGUGCCUCGCGCAUUCGCCGCUCGCGAAACUAGAUUGUACAUCCGAAAACUUUGACUAACGUACGAAAAAUCCUGGAUCCGCCCCUGCGGGGGAAAUGUGCCGGGAUUAACAAGGUGAUUUGUUAAAUUCCCCGCUAUGCCGCGCGGGUCGGGGGGCCGUAGUUUCAAUUGUACGGUGGCCCAUAGGGGACAUGCUAUAAAUUUAAAAUUUAACCUUCAGAAUUUUAUUUAAGGCCUUCAGAAUUUUAUGCAGGGCCUUCGGAGUUUUAUGUAGGACCUUCAGAAUUUUACACAAGGGCCUUCAGAAUUUUAUGCAAGGCCUUCAGAAUUGUACGUAAAGACUUCAGAAUUUUAUACAAGGGCCUUUCUGAAUUUUAUGCAAGGCCUUCAGAAUUUUAUACAAGGGCCUUCAGAAUUUUAUGCAAGGCCUUCGGAGUUUUAUGUAGGGCCUUCAGAAUUUUAUACAAGAGCCUUCAGAAUUUUAUGCAAGGCCUUCAGAGUUUUGUGCGAACUGUGGUAAAUCACGCGUGUCCAACGCAAAAUAUUGUCAUAACUGUGGAAGCAAAGUGAGUGAAAGUAAUGCCAAAGAAGUAAGUACACCAAAGGAAAACGGCGAAAGCAGCGGGGGAGACGCCAAAGUAACAGAAACAACUUCCGGGCGGAUGUCCUUUGCUCAAUUUCGAGCACACAAGGAAGAAGAUCGAGCAAAACAUUUCACCAAAAAGAAUGGGAAAAGGUUUAAGUUAGACAUCAAAGGUAAAGCAUCCUCAAAAGUGUUAACAUGCAAAAUUCAAAUUGGAAUUAUGACAAACAAAGACGGAGGUCUACGGGUUAAGAGGGGCAAUAGCGCAACUUUACCUCUGUCAGUGGCUGCAAAUAUUUCAUAUGACGAUCUGUUGACAAAAGCAGCAGAAAAACACCAUCGUUUUUUAAUAAAGACGUGAUUAAGAAUGAAGAAAAGAAAUUCUAUUGUCUUCUUUACGCGGACAAGACCAAAGCAGAGUCGCUGCCUGGCUCUGAUGAGCCGUUCACGUUACAAAGAUACAAGGAAGAAAUCGGAAAACCAUAUUCGAAGAUUGUUUUAUAUUUGUGCCGUUGGGCGGAAUAUUAUUCAGCACGUUUGAAUGAACUUUAUAGUUCGGGCAACGAAAACAGCGACGCCGAUGAGUCUGUUGAAAAGCAAGUAGAAAACAAAGAUAGUUCGCAAACA
Messenger RNA from Paramuricea clavata, 3734 nucleotides. Lineage: Eukaryota; Metazoa; Cnidaria; Anthozoa; Malacalcyonacea; Plexauridae. The record is from the annotation of a GenBank genome assembly.